Messenger RNA from Platichthys flesus (European flounder), 915 nucleotides. RefSeq names its product lipocalin-like. Lineage: Eukaryota; Metazoa; Chordata; Actinopteri; Pleuronectiformes; Pleuronectidae. The transcript is spliced from 6 exons. Gene Ontology annotation, molecular function: small molecule binding. Bases 64 to 603 code for a protein of 179 amino acids. The record is from RefSeq and is a predicted model, not a curated record.
UGCAGGAUAUAAGAAGCCUCCGCUUGCCCACCCAAACUACCGGCAACCCCAAACCACAGCAACAUGAUGAACUCGCUGCUGAUGAAGCUGGGCACCUUGAUGUGUGUGCUGGCUGUACACGCCGACGUCAUGCCUGUGAAAGACUUCGACUUGGAGAAGAUGGCAGGAGACUGGUACGUUGUCGGCUAUGCCUCCAACGCCAAGUGGUUUGUGGACAGCAAGGAAGAAACCAAGCUGGGCACCCAAAUAUUUAAGCCAGGUCACGACGGACACAUGGAUCUCGUUUACGUCCACAACGGCCCUAAUGGCACCAGUUCGAAUUCGACUUUCCACGCUAUGAAAACCGACACUCCUGGACGCUUCACCUACCACAGCGACAUUUGGAAAAAUGACAACGACAUGCGCAUUGUUGAGGUCCAGUAUGAAGACUACGCUCUGGUCCACACCAUCAAGACGACCUCAGACAACUCGACUCACAUCCUCAACAACCUCCUCAGCCGUACCAACGGGACCAGUGCCGUCCUGCAGGAGAAGUUCUCAAAGUUCUCCAAUGAGACCGGCGUCCUGCCUGAAAACAUCCUCCUCUUACCCAGAGUGAUGUAAUCCAAUGUCACCCGGCCUGACGAGUCCCCGGCCAUCUUCCUCCCUUCAUCGCCACACCAGUUCCCAGGUUUUCAUCCCUCAAGAGAUUUACUCUCCACCUUCUCACUGUGAUGUCUGCAGCACCACAAAGAUCCACCUGAGACUGGGACAUUGCUGCAUUUUAUUCCAGCUCCUGCUGCGUAUGAAAGACCAAUCAUUAUUCUAAAGGCCAGAUUAGUGAGACAUAGGGAAGAAAUACACACGACUGUUAAAUCCAUACAUGCACGUCUCUGUUCAGUCCUUUGUUGUACAAUAAAAAUGAUGAAACUAUAA